AUGGCGAACCUUGGAUGGUUAGCCUCCCUCGCCGCCGCCGCCGUCGUUGUGGUGGCGCUCGGCUCGCCGUUCGCCGCCGCCCAGCUGAGGCCGGGGUACUACGCCAGCACCUGCCCCAACCUGGAGACCAUUGUCCGGAACUCCGUCAGGCAGUCCAUGGCCCAGUCCCAAAUCUCGGCGGCCGCCACGCUCAGGCUCUUCUUCCAUGACUGCGCCGUCAGGGGCUGUGACGCGUCGAUCAUGAUCGUGAACUCGAACGGCGACGACGAGUGGGGGAGCCCGGACGACCAGUCGCUGAAGCCGCAGGGCUUCCAGACGGUCCUGGACGCCAAGGCCGCCGUCGACAAGGACCCGCAGUGCCGUUACAAGGUGUCCUGCGCCGACAUACUCGCCCUCGCCGCUCGAGAGUCCGUCGUCCAGAGCGGAGGGCCAUACUACCAGGUGGAGCUGGGCAGGUACGACGGGAAGGUCUCGACGAAGAGCAGCGUGGUGCUGCCGCACGUCGACUUCAACCUCGACAAGCUCAACGCCUUCUUCUCAGGCCUGGGACUCUCCCAGACCGACAUGAUCGCACUCUCAGGUGGCCACACCAUGGGCGCGGCGGACUGCAGCUUCUUCCAGUCCAGGAUCGGCACCGACCCGACCAUGGACUCAGGCUUCGCGGCGCAGCUCCGGGGCACCUGCACCAGCAGCCAGAGCUCCGCGUUCCUCGACCCGACGCCGUUGGGAUUCGACAACUCCUACUACAAAAACCUGCAGGGCGGCAGAGGCCUCCUGGGCUCCGACCAGGUGCUGUACACGGACCCAAGGUCACGCGGCACCGUCAACUACUACGCGUCCAACCAGGGUACCUUCUUCUACGACUUCACCGUCGCCAUGACCAAGCUCGGCAGGGUCGGGGUCAAGACGGCGGCCGACGGCGAGAUACGCCGCGACUGCCGAUCAUGUGAGGAUGCAGGUGUCUUUUGUGACAACGAGUCAGACUCCAGCACAAAACAGCAUGAUGAUGGCUCUAGCCUCGAUCUAGCUAGGUCGCGACUGGCACCAAAAGCAAAUCAUAUCAGACCUAACUUCAUCAACGUCAAAUGCCCAUGA
This is a messenger RNA of Triticum turgidum subsp. durum (durum wheat), 1095 nucleotides long. The record is from the annotation of a GenBank genome assembly. Lineage: Eukaryota; Viridiplantae; Streptophyta; Magnoliopsida; Poales; Poaceae.